AUGCGUCCAGUCACUCUUGGAACUAUUCAAUUUAGUGAUAUUCCACUUGAAACAAUUGCAUCAAAAGCUCAUCAAUGGGGUUAUGAUGGUCUUGAACUUGGUGGUCAACUCGAUAUACACAAGGCUUCGAUCGAUCUGAAUUAUUGUGAACAGAUUCGAUCUAUCUUGAAGGCAAACAAUCUACAACUACAUGCAUUCUCAGCACAUUUAGUUGGUCAAGCCGUAUGCGAUCAUAUCGACGAACGACGACAUCGGCCUAUUCUACCGGCACAUGUAUGGGGUGAUGGUCAACCUGAAGGUGUAAAAGAACGAGCUGCUAAGGAAGUUAUUGCUGCUGCGCAUGCCGCCAAAAAUUUAGGCAUUAAAAUUGUCACUGGUUUUACUGGAUCAAGUAUUUGGCAUCUACUCUACGGUUUUCCGCCUAUUAAAGAUGAACAAAUCAAUGAAGGCUAUCAAGAUUUUGCACAACGAUGGAUACCUAUUCUUGAUGAAUAUGAAAAAUGUGGAGUAAAAUUUGCACUUGAACCUCAUCCCAGUGAAAUUGCUUUCGAUAUUGUAAGUGCAGAACGAACACUUGCUGCAAUCAAUAAUCAUUCAUCGUUUGGCUUUAACUUUGAUCCAUCACAUUUGGCUUAUCAAGGUGUAGAUUAUAUUGGCUUUUUACGUCGAUUUAAAUCACGCAUCUUUCAUGUUCAUAUGAAAGAUGUGGGUUUCGAUUGGAAUCGUCCAUGUGAAGCUGGUGUCUUUGGUGGUCAUACAAAAUUUGGUGAUCCACGACGAUUUUUUAAUUUUCGUUCAUUAGGUCGAGGCAAUAUCGAUUUCGAAAGUAUUAUUCGUACACUUAACGAAAUCGAUUAUCAUGGUCCAUUAUCUGUUGAAUGGGAAGAUAACGGUAUGGAUCGAGAGUGGGGUGCUCAAGAAGCACUUAAUUUCGUGCGUCGACUUGAUUUUAAACGAGGCGAUCAAGAAUUCGAUGUAGUGUUCGGUCAAAACUAA
Messenger RNA from Rotaria sp. Silwood1, 996 nucleotides. NCBI's taxonomy places the organism in Eukaryota, Metazoa, Rotifera, Eurotatoria, Philodinida, Philodinidae. The record is from the annotation of a GenBank genome assembly.